AUGGCUCUGGAAACUGAUCCCGCAGCCGCCACGCAGGCACACGUAUCUUCGGACACAGCAUCGCAGGGCAAGCUACGCGCUGCCUGUGACGAGUGCAGGACCAAGAAGCUCAAAUGUACUGGCGAACGGCCCAACUGCUCAAGAUGCGUGCGAGAGAACAUCAAUUGCAUCUACUCCCCACAGAAACAAAUGGGCAGGCCCAAAAAGCGCGCGCGAACCGACAGAGAUUCCUCGCCCACACAGAACUUCAGCGAUGCCGCGAUAUGGGAUCCGUCUCUACACACAGACGGCGGAUAUGACAUGGCUCCCUUUGAGUCUGCCUUCACACCAGGUGGCAGUCUACAGCCUUGGCUAAAGGAUGCCGGGGAUUGGGGACGUGACUUUUCAAUGCCAGAAGGCGGACACAGACACGGCAGCGAGAACGGCAUACCAGCUUUGACACCGGACAACAGCUCCAGCAGUAGUCCCCCGUUGCUCAAUCUUCCGCCGGAGUUGCAGUCGAGCCACGCCAGCAGCAUGACCCAUGGCCAUUCUCACGGUGGCAGCACUCAACUCCUCCUGGACCCAGCGCUCGGCGGCAACAGUAGUCUCGGCAUGCCAAUGGGUCUCAUGCCCAACUGCGCCUGCCUUUCAACCAUGUACCUGACCCUGAACACCCUCCAAUCAAUGGACAACGCCUUCGCCUUCCCCUUCGCCCUCCACCCCCUCCGCGAAGCCAUGCAAACCGCCUCCGAAAUCCUCUCCUGCGAAGAAUGCCCCAAACGCUUCAUCACCGCCAUCCAAAACACCCAACUCCUCGGCACGCUCCUCAUGUCCAUCGCCGAGCGCUACUCCAAAGUCCUCGAACACAUCACCGCCGAAUCCCUCCGCGCCAGCCUCGCGGGCGAAGAGAAGAAAUUCCGCCUCCAAGACCUCAACACCUCCACCUCCCACCUCCACGCGGGCGGCCUCGGCUGCGUCGCCGCCUUCAGCAUCAACCUCUCCCCGGAAGAAUGGCGCUCCAUGUGCAAGAAAGUCGUCCGCGCCGAAGUCCACGGCCCCAGCGAAGGCAACGAUUGCUGUUGUUACUUCUCCGGUGUGAUCCAGCAGAUGGAGGAUCGGCAGGAACAGUGGCAUAAGAAGCCUGCGCCGAUUGAUUUUCCGGUCGAUGCGAAGACGGGGAAGUUGUUGGGUGGGCCGAGGAGCGAGAUGAAGAGGGAGGAUCAUCUUUGUUUGAAGUUGCCCGAGUAUGCGAAGAAGUUGGUGCAGGGGUUGGAUUGGAGUUGA
Messenger RNA from Zasmidium cellare ATCC 36951, 1266 nucleotides. RefSeq lists its product as uncharacterized. The transcript has 2 exons. Bases 1 to 1266 code for a protein of 421 amino acids. Gene Ontology annotation, biological process: regulation of DNA-templated transcription. The record is from RefSeq and is a predicted model, not a curated record. Lineage: Eukaryota; Fungi; Ascomycota; Dothideomycetes; Mycosphaerellales; Mycosphaerellaceae. Gene Ontology annotation, molecular function: DNA-binding transcription factor activity, RNA polymerase II-specific; zinc ion binding.